CGCCAGCGCAGCACCUGUGGGUUCAACUCCCUUGCAUUUAUCCGUGGCUUCGUCCCAUACUUAUAACGACCGACCUAACCAUCUACUUUAGUGAAUAAAUACUUAUACAAACUUCCCCCAGAACGCAAAAUGGGUGCUGUCAACUCGAUAAUGCAAUGCUUCCCGUCACGACCUACUCACAACCAAGCACCACCCACUCGCAAGACAGAAGACAUCGCCUCCGAUGUCAUCACAAUCAUCCUAACCACCGACUCGCACUACGCCAUCAAAAAACGUCUCGACGAGACCAUCAGCACAACUAGUUGGACCGCAUCGCUAGCCCAAGCCAUCCUCCACGGGCUCGAGACUGCCAUCAAAGCCGGCGCGCAGAUGGCCGAAGCAGCUUCCAAGGCACUUUCUCGGGCUACAGCUGAGGCUUAUGAGUUCUCUCGUGAACACCCUAUCUUCGUUACUAUUCUUGCUUUGGGUGUUUUGGCUAUUUUGACUCCGUGGGUUAUUGAGAUCUUGGGAUUUGGGGAGUUGGGACCUAUUGAAGGGUCGUUUGCUGCUGUUUGGCAGAGGACCUAUGCUGGGUAUGUGCCUAAGGGGUCUCUGUUUUCUUUCUUCCAGCGGUUGGGGAUGGUCUGGAAACAUUAGAGGUUUGGUUGGCAUGGCUUUGGAUUUUGCGUCUGUGUAUGUGAGAAACAUAAGAUGUUGAUACUUGUGUGGUCGAUGCUGGUAAAGAUUACUUGGGACGCAGAGACUAUGAGGCAAAAACCUCAGUUACUCCAAUGACAGCUCAGUAUUGGAACUGGUUUAUAGCAAGAAAUGGA
Molecule: messenger RNA, 812 nt
Organism: Aspergillus caelatus
Lineage: Eukaryota; Fungi; Ascomycota; Eurotiomycetes; Eurotiales; Aspergillaceae
Product: interferon alpha-inducible IFI6/IFI27 family protein
Exons: 2
Coding region: 130-636 (168 amino acids)
Cellular component (GO): membrane
Source: RefSeq, a predicted model, not a curated record